CCAAAUAAUAAAGUUUCAAUCUUUUUCUUUAGGGUUUGGGAGAAUUUCAAUCGGAUCUCUAAAAAGAUGAUAGAUUUCAGUCGAGUCCAGAAAGAGCUUCAAGAUUGCGAGAGAAACCAGGAUUCUUCGGGUAUCCGGGUCUGCCCGAAAGCCGAUAACCUUACCCGACUCACCGGAACCAUUCCUGGUCCAAUCGGUACUCCUUACGAAGGCGGUACUUUUCAGAUCGAUAUCACUAUGCCAGAAGGGUAUCCAUUUGAGCCUCCAAAGAUGCAGUUUUCAACUAAAGUUUGGCACCCGAAUAUUAGUAGCCAAAGCGGAGCAAUAUGCUUGGAUAUCUUGAAAGACCAGUGGAGUCCAGCUCUUACUCUAAAGACAGCUCUUGUUUCAAUCCAGGCUUUACUCUCUUCGCCAGAGCCCAAAGACCCUCAAGAUGCUGUUGUAGCUGAACAGUACAUGAAGAACUACCAAGUGUUUGUAUCAACAGCUCGUUACUGGACCGAAACUUUCGCCAAGAACUCUUCUCUAGAGGAAAAAGUAAGGAAACUCGUGGAGAUGGGUUUUGGAGAUGCUCAGGUUAGGAGUGCAAUUGAAUCAAGUGGUGGAGAUGAGAAUCUGGCACUGGAAAAGCUCUGUUCUGGGUAGGAUCUAUCAAACAAGGUCUCAUUGGCGCUAGAUAUGAUAUUAAUUUGGUUUAUAACUCUUAUGUGCUUCUUCUCUUGCCUGCUGAUAAGAGUGAAACUGCUUAAAAAAAAUUAUUAAAUGCAAUGCUAUAUC
Molecule: messenger RNA, 777 nt
Organism: Arabidopsis arenosa
Lineage: Eukaryota; Viridiplantae; Streptophyta; Magnoliopsida; Brassicales; Brassicaceae
Source: the annotation of a GenBank genome assembly